GUUCACAUUCGAUUUUCAAACAAACCAUUCGACGACUGUUAUUAACCCGGUGAGCACGCGCCACGCGGUGCCCGAAUUUGUUUUUACCAGUGCUAAGUGAAACCAUUGUGGCUAACAACAUGUGUGAGAAACGGACCAGAAAAAUCAAAAAAGGGUCACAACUGACUCGUCUGCGGGAAGCGAGACGUCUACAAAGACUACAGCGUCUCACGUCACCGGUCACGAGCGAGGAGGCCGCCCCCGCCCCUUGUCCUCAGCCUGUCGACAAAGCUGUACAAAACCGCGUCAUCCUCGAAUUGGCGUGGAAGACCGUCGCACUCAUGCAUAAGAACAGACUGAUCCAACAAAAGAUAAUCGCCUUGCAAAAGGAAACUUCAGAAUUCAUCGCAGCUGUGAUGAACCAUCCAGAAAACAGGAAAAGGUAUAUGGAACACAUGCGAAUGUAUGGACUUAGGCCAGAGCCAGAAAUGCAAGAGUCCGCUGACGACGAUUCGUUAAAAAUGGAACCCGAAGCCUAAGCUGAGCGGAACGAAUGAGUGAAUGUGUGAACAAUCGUGUUUAUUUAAUUUGGCACAUGUGAGUUUAUUUGGACGUGACCACGUGACUUAAUUUUGGUUAUUCUCGUUGUGUUGGUGUUCAAUGCGAGGAACGAGGGCUUACGAGUGCCGCCUAAAAUGAUUUGCGAAAUUAUUCUCAUUUUAGCAUUGGUUUGCAAAGUUUUAUAAUUGUUGAUGAGUUUCUAUUUGUUGUCUAUGUAUGUACGUAUGGACUGAUACUAUUUCUUUGAAGUUGUGAAUUACCAAACUGUUUUUACCAACUGCUGUUCGUAUCAAUGUGUGUAAAUUGUUUAAAUGUUAUUCAUGAACAUAUAUCCAAUUCACUAAACCAUUGUAGAAUAACUACCGACAAAAGAUCUUAGAGUUGUUAAGAAAAGCACUUUAUUAAACACAUAUUUAUGUUAAGCCAAUGUGUCAGGCUACAAUAUUUAAAAAAUAAGGCAUCGCUUACUCGACUUGUUUUUUUUCUGCCAGCAAUAAUGAUUAAAAUUCAGUGUCUUAAGUAAAAAUGUUGUGGCUAAUGUAUAAAUAUUUCUUGUUUUAGUAUUAAGGUAUUAAGAGGUUGUAUUAUAAGAGGCUGUUAAUGUUUCUAAGCUAGAAAUCUUUGUACCAUUUGUAGUAAUAUGUGUUUGUAUAUUUUCCCUUUGUUUCAUUAAGAUUGACAACUAUUUAUUGAGUUAAAAUUUGUUUUAAGUAGCCAGCGCGUGCCCCACAAAAAUCGUUAUUGCGUAAAAAUAAUUAUUUUAUUAAUUUAAUCAAAUAAAAUAAUUAAUGUUGCCAUGUAAAAGAUUUUAUUGAGAUCGAUGAUAAACCAACAAAAUAUAUUUAAUGGUACGAAGAUAAAGGAAUGGUUUUAAAAUACUCUUAUAAUUUAAGUUAGUUCUUAGAGUAUUAAAAUUAUGUUUUUGUUAAGCACUGUUCACAUGAUGGUGGUUAGGGAUGCGCAAUUCGCCACUUUGAUUUAGUUAUAAGCAAUUUACAUCUGCAUCACUUUGUAAAUCAUUUUUCCUUCUAUAAAUUCAACAUCACAUUAAAGACGCAAAACUUCUGCCGUGUGAACGUAGUCUUAAUGUAGAUUGCAUUUAAUACACCUAACUUAGUUUACCAAUUAUGCACAGAUAUACCAAUCACUGUGUUCAUUUAUAACUUACGUAGUCAUUACUUAUUUGCAGUAUAUUGAUCACAAAACAACUUAAAUAUUGUCGGAGCGCCUAAUUCCGUCUACGCGGGUAAAUCCGUCUGUGCAAUUACGGGCGUUCCAAUUAAAGGACAAUUUUGAAAGGCGUAUAAAAUAUUUAGGAGUUUUUGACUCUUCAACCUAUCCGGCUAUCAAAGCUGUCCUUCAAGUAGACCGUAAUUUCAGAUAGACGGAUAUGCCCCAGUAGACGGAAUAGGACGCCCUAUAAGUAUUAAAAGUCAAUGUUAUGAUAAUUUAUAAGUCUGGCCUUUAUUUAGCUUCAAUUUAUAACUAAAAUGUUGUUAUUGUUGUUAUGUAUUUGAUUAUGUAAAAAAAUGUGAGCCGUUAAAGGAUUAUUAAAAAUCUUAACCUGCAUUGUAAAUUUUCUUUCGCAAAGUAAUCUAAAUGUCUAUGUAAAGUUAUGUUAAAGACUAUGUAAAAGUUGUAUGUUUAAAUAUAAAACAUAUACUUACGCUUAAGAAAUCUUAGCUUUUGUGGUUUAUAAGGAGUUAAGUCGCUCUUAAAAAUACACUAGUCUGUCCUGAA
Messenger RNA from Manduca sexta (tobacco hornworm), 2280 nucleotides. RefSeq lists its product as uncharacterized. Bases 120 to 518 code for a protein of 132 amino acids. NCBI's taxonomy places the organism in Eukaryota, Metazoa, Arthropoda, Insecta, Lepidoptera, Sphingidae. The record is from RefSeq and is a predicted model, not a curated record. The transcript is spliced from 2 exons.